GGUAUUAGCCAGUGGUCAAAUUGAGUAAAAGAAAUGUACAUUUGGUUGGUAACGUUACAACUCAUUUGUUGUCGCACGGUGUUAACAUGGCUUGAAUUAAAUACAUUUAAUGCAUUUAGGUUGAUCCAUCUUCCCCUGGAUUUCGACAAGUUGUAAAAUAAAGACGUCCUUGGAAAGAGCGCGCGCGGAUAAUUGCGGGCUGUGCGUGUGACAUCACACAUAUCCAUUACUAGCUCUUCUCCGCAUUGCUCGGGUUUGUAUUUAGGGGGAUGGGGCCGUGCAGAGGAUGAUAGAGCUCUCAUGGUGUUGUACUUUACUUCUUGGCUAAAUCCUUCCACUUCCUAACCGAGCCACCCACAUUGUUUUAUAUAUAGUACCAAUUCACGUAUGUAUUUUGGCGACGUUUGACCGGAGAAAAGUGGAGUAUCCGUACGACCACCGCUGAAAAACUACAAAAUGUAUUCUAGUGGAGCUGCUGGAGCUGCUGAGAUGCUUGAACCACCUCACUCCUCGGGGUCAAUUGGCUCUGAUCCCCCGUCUCCCCCAGUGCCAGAGUAUGUGUUCAAACCCCCCUCGCGGCCAGACUUUGGCACCAUGGGCAGGACAAUCAAACUGCAGGCCAACUUCUUUGAGAUGGAGAUCCCCAAACUGGAGGUCUACCACUACGACAUUGACAUCAAGCCAGAGAAAUGCCCCAGAAGGGUCAACCGGGAAAUUGUGGAGCACAUGGUACAGCACUUUAAAACGCAGAUCUUUGGGGAUCGAAAGCCAGUGUAUGACGGGAGGAAGAAUCUCUACACAGCCACGCCCUUACCUAUAGGCAGGGAAAAAGUGGAGCUGGAGGUGACCAUCCCAGGCGAGGGGAAAGACCGGAACUUCAAAGUGGCCAUAAAGUGGGUGUCCUGCGUCAGUCUGCAAACUCUUCAAGAAGCCCUGUCUGGACGACUGCCAAACAUCCCCUUUGAGACCAUCCAGGCCCUGGAUGUGGUCAUGAGACAUUUGCCCUCUAUGAGGUACACCCCCGUUGGACGUUCUUUCUUCACCCCUUCAGAGGGAUGCUCCAACCCCCUGGGCGGGGGCAGGGAGGUCUGGUUUGGGUUCCACCAAUCGGUUAGGCCUUCCCUGUGGAAGAUGAUGCUAAACAUUGACGUGUCGGCCACUGCCUUCUACAAGGCCCAGCCUGUGAUUGAGUUCAUGUGUGAGGUUUUGGAUUUCAAAAGUAUCGAAGAACAACAGAAACCCUUAACCGACUCCCAGAGAGUAAAGUUUACCAAGGAAAUCAAAGGUCUGAAGGUUGAGAUCACUCACUGUGGUCAGAUGAAACGGAAGUACAGAGUAUGUAAUGUUACCAGAAGACCGGCCAGCCACCAGACGUUUCCACUGCAGCAGGAGAAUGGCCAGACCAUAGAAUGCACAGUAGCGCAAUAUUUCAAAGACAAGUACAAACUCAUACUGCGCUACCCCCACCUCCCCUGUCUACAGGUCGGACAGGAGCAGAAACACACCUACCUCCCCCUCGAGGUCUGUAACAUAGUGGCUGGCCAGCGGUGCAUCAAGAAGCUGACCGACAAUCAAACAUCCACUAUGAUCCGUGCCACAGCCCGAUCGGCACCUGACCGUCAGGAAGAGAUCAGCAAACUGAUGAGAAGUGCCAACUUUAACAAUGAUCCUUACGUGCGUGAGUUUGGGGUGAUGGUGAGGGAUGAGAUGACCGAGGUGAACGGCAGAGUCCUCCAGGCCCCAUCCAUCCUCUACGGAGGGCGGAAUAAAGCAAUAGCAACUCCCAUCCAGGGAGUGUGGGACAUGAGGAACAAGCAGUUCCACACUGGCAUAGAGAUCAAGGUGUGGGCCAUCGCCUGCUUCGCCCCACAGAGACAGUGUACUGAACUCCUGCUUAAGGCGUUCACAGACCAGCUGCGUAAGAUCUCUCGCGGCGGGAUGCCCAUCCAGGGCCAACCCUGUUUCUGUAAGUACGCUCAGGGGGCGGACAGCGUGGAGCCCAUGUUCAAACACCUGAAGUACACCUACCAGGGCCUGCAGCUGGUGGUGGUCAUCCUGCCUGGGAAGACACCCGUCUAUGCUGAGGUGAAGCGUGUUGGUGACACGGUGCUGGGCAUGGCCACCCAGUGUGUCCAGGUCAAGAAUGUUCAGAAAACCACUCCCCAGACCCUCUCUAACCUCUGCCUGAAGAUCAACGUCAAGCUGGGCGGGGUCAACAACAUCCUCCUCCCACAGGGCAGGCCCCUGGUGUUCCUGCAGCCAGUCAUCUUCCUGGGUGCUGAUGUCACUCACCCUCCUGCUGGAGAUGGGAAGAAACCCUCCAUCGCUGCAGUGGUGGGGAGCAUGGACGCCCACCCCAGCCGCUACUGUGCCACAGUGCGGGUGCAGCAGCAUCGCCAGGAUAUCAUCCAGGACCUGGCCACAAUGGUCAGAGAGCUGCUCAUCCAGUUCUAUAAAUCCACCCGCUUCAAGCCCACCCGGAUAAUCUACUACCGCGACGGCAUAUCUGAGGGCCAGUUCAACCAGGUGCUCCAACAUGAGUUACUGGCAAUCCGUGAGGCCUGCAUCAAACUGGAGAAGGACUACCAGCCCGGUAUCACCUUCGUGGUGGUGCAGAAGAGACACCACACUCGACUGUUCUGCAUGGACAGAAACGAGAGGGUUGGUAAGAGUGGCAACAUCCCUGCAGGCACCACAGUGGACACCAAAAUCACUCACCCAUCGGAGUUUGACUUCUACCUGUGUAGCCAUGCUGGCAUUCAGGGGACCAGCCGACCGUCCCAUUACCACGUGCUGUGGGACGACAACCAUUUCACCUCGGAUGAGCUGCAGGUGCUAACCUACCAGCUGUGCCACACCUAUGUGCGCUGCACCCGCUCCGUGUCCAUCCCUGCACCAGCCUACUACGCCCACCUGGUGGCAUUCCGUGCCCGUUACCACCUGGUGGAUAAGGAGCAUGACAGUGCGGAGGGCAGUCACACGUCGGGACAGAGCAAUGGGCGUGACCAGCAGGCUUUGGCCAAGGCAGUUCAGAUCCACCAGGACACACUGCGCACUAUGUACUUCGCCUGAAGCACCGGGGGCGGGCAUUGGUGAGACAGACCCAACAGGGAAGAAGCCCUCUCCUCCCACCUAACCCCCUUACUGUAUCAGGUGUGGGCGUUAAGUGGGUUUGUCGUCUUGUCUCUCCCUGCCAGUAAGGGGGAAUGAUACCAAACAAAUUAGGGAGUUUUUUUUUCUCUCCAAAAUGUCCACAAUUAUUUUCAAACAUGCGUACAAAACUGCUUUCUCCCCCCCCCCCUUCCUGGCCUAACCCUGGUCAUUAUUAGGCAGUACUAUGUAAAACGAUUCCUCAGAAAUGGGUUGUGGUGGAGUGGACUCCUUUAUUUUACAUGUUGUACAUUAGUUUGUAUUUGUAAAUGUGGGGGAGAGAUUUGUAUUACUUUUCUUUACACUGACAGUUGGAAAUACUUGUAUCAAACUAAGGGGCGGUAUCAUCACACUUUGGUGUUUAGACACUAUACAGUUUUCUGAAGAGGUCUCCAGGGUUGAAAGGAGGUGGGGAUAUCAAAGACGAGAACGGUCCGAUAGGUUUAUAAUCAUUCUUACUCUUCACAACUUUAUUUAUCAGCCAAUCAAAGCAAAGUGCACUGACCAGGACUUAAGUACACAAGUACUUAACAUCGUAUCUUUUCAUUUGUAUGUACUAUGAAUUUAACAGGCUUGGAUACAGUACCAGCCUCAAGAGUAUUUGUCCUCCAACACUGGUGACCAACACGUUUUUAUGCUGCAUCUGAUGACCGCUAAGCAAGUAAUUUUUGUAUUAGAUUUUCAUUAGACUUUGAAACUGUUAACACUUGUUUUUUAUCAAGACUUAUACAAAUUAAUAAUAUGAAAUUGUAACGACAGCAAUUUUUGCUGUCUUGCCUUUUACUUGGACUGGGUUGUUUUGUCAAUCUAUGGCCAGUGUGGCCAGCGAAUAGAUUUACUAAUAGAAUGGGACUGGUUCCCAACAGACACCUUUUGUGUUCUCUGAGCCACAUUACAUGUGAAGACAUCUACAUUGGGGGGGGGGGUCAAGUCUCUUGAAAUGAAAUCUGUUGUCUCGUUUUAGUGUCCCCAUUAUUUUCAUGCAAUCUAUUUUAAGAAUUUGUGCGUAGAUGACUUACACGUUCGAUUAAAGCUUUUGGAUAUUGUUAA
Molecule: messenger RNA, 4200 nt
Organism: Oncorhynchus keta (chum salmon)
Lineage: Eukaryota; Metazoa; Chordata; Actinopteri; Salmoniformes; Salmonidae
Gene: ago2
Product: argonaute RISC catalytic component 2
Biological process (GO): regulatory ncRNA-mediated gene silencing; regulation of DNA-templated transcription
Cellular component (GO): RISC complex
Molecular function (GO): RNA binding; endoribonuclease activity, cleaving siRNA-paired mRNA; protein binding
Source: RefSeq, a predicted model, not a curated record